UCAACCUCUUCCAAAGUUUUUGUUUUCUUUUGCUGCUUUUAUUAUUUCUCUCGUUCCAGAAAAAGAAGAACCAAAACAUCAACGAUGGCUUUGAUCAAGUGCAAAUCCUUCUUGGCUUCUCUGUUGGUUCUUGUGGCACUUUUGGGAGUUGCCGUGGGAGGAACCGUUCACAAAGUCGGUGACUCGAACGGAUGGACCAUGAUGGGCGUGGACUACGAAGCUUGGGCCUCUUCAAGAACUUUUAAAGUCGGAGACUCUUUAGUCUUCGAAUACAACAACGAGUACCACGACGUCACUCAAGUCACUCCCAACAAUUUCGAGCUCUGUGAACCGUCUAACCCGUUAACCACAUACCAAACCGGUUCUGACACGGUUAAACUAACCAAACCGGGAGUUCAAAACUUUAUAUGCGGAGUUCCUGGUCACUGCGACGCAGGUCAAAAACUUCAAAUCCACGUCUUACCAGCCUCGUUGGGUCCCGUUGCAGCUCCCGUUCCUAGACCGGUCCGAUCACCAAGUUCUUCUUCGUCUCCUUCAGCCUCGUUGGUUCCCGUUGCAGCUCCGGUUACUAGACCGGUCCAAUCACCAAGUUCCUCUUCGUCUCCUUCGCGGGCCAAUGCUCCACAGUAUCAACAUCAGAUUGCUCCAUCACCUCUUCAAAGCGGUGCCUCGAAGUUAGUUUCUUGGAUCGGCUUCAGCUUGUUGGCUUUGAUUUUGGCUUUCUAA
Messenger RNA from Eutrema salsugineum, 726 nucleotides. RefSeq names its product blue copper protein. Bases 85 to 726 code for a protein of 213 amino acids. Gene Ontology annotation, cellular component: plasma membrane. The record is from RefSeq and is a predicted model, not a curated record. The transcript has a single exon. NCBI's taxonomy places the organism in Eukaryota, Viridiplantae, Streptophyta, Magnoliopsida, Brassicales, Brassicaceae. Gene Ontology annotation, molecular function: electron transfer activity.